Molecule: messenger RNA, 633 nt
Organism: Lycium ferocissimum
Lineage: Eukaryota; Viridiplantae; Streptophyta; Magnoliopsida; Solanales; Solanaceae
Exons: 3
Coding region: 84-419 (111 amino acids)
Source: RefSeq, a predicted model, not a curated record
AAAUGGAGUAUUUCUUCUUCCUUAAACGACAGAGCCGUGUAAUGAUGAAUUCCCAAAAGUGCAAGUGAGAUCUAGAGGCAUCAAUGGAGGGGUAUGUGUGGGCAAUCGCUGCUGGACUAAACGCUGCUCUUGCAGCCAUCUCUGCCAAAUUCUUCACCUCCCAGCUUAUCAAGUAUGGUUGUGUCAUAUUAUUCAAUGUCACAAUGUGGGGAUGCUAUGUGAAUAGCCUUAAAGCUCUAUCAUCUCUACAAGCUACUGUGACAAACUUUGCAACCAACUUUUUAUCAUCUGGAUUGGCUGGAUUUUUGCUUUUCAGGGAGCCACUACCAGUCCAGUGGUUUGCAGGCGCUUCACUUAUUGUGCUUGGAGUUAUUGUUUUGAGCAAGUCGAGCAUAGAGAAGAAAACUCAUACAAGUUAGAUUAGAUAGCAGGCUUUCUGGAUUUAACUUCCGUUUCUGCAAUCAAUUUCCUGACUGUUUAGCUUUGAAGUUAUGAGCCAAAUUUCAGAUGUAGAUUUUAUUGGCCAUAUAUUGCGUUAGUGUGGCUAUGCUAAUAUUGAAGUUUUGCUGCUCCUGUAAUGCUCAAUGUUUCUCCUUUAGUUAAGAGGGAUAAGAAUUUUCUACUUCUUAACCA